Anopheles coluzzii is the source of this 1050-nucleotide messenger RNA. Its product is annotated as protein Fer3-like. The record is from RefSeq and is a predicted model, not a curated record. Lineage: Eukaryota; Metazoa; Arthropoda; Insecta; Diptera; Culicidae. The coding region runs from base 107 to 970 and encodes 287 amino acids. The transcript has 2 exons. Gene Ontology annotation, molecular function: RNA polymerase II transcription regulatory region sequence-specific DNA binding; protein dimerization activity; DNA-binding transcription factor activity, RNA polymerase II-specific. Gene Ontology annotation, biological process: developmental process; regulation of transcription by RNA polymerase II.
GUAAAUUAAUGUGAAAAAUAGCGAAACAAAUUGUUAAAAAAAAACGGCCAAAACGGAUUUUAUUGAACAAAAAGGUCUACACAACAUUAGAACAAUAUCACACAGAAUGGAACCACCGUUUCCGCCGGAUGUGGCACCCUUUACGCCAAUCUGGGGCCAGGAAGCCCCGUCACCGAUGGUACACUAUCCGGAGCUGAUGGCCGGCUUUCCGUGUGCAGAUUUAGCUAUCUGGCCCCGGCAGCAGGUCGGCAGUUUCGUCAGCCAGCGGCUUUCGCCACGUGGCGCACAACCAGCACCGUCCAGUGGGUCGACAAAGAAAACGCGCCGCCGGGUAGCGUCGAUGGCACAGCGGCGCGCAGCCAACAUACGCGAACGGCGCCGCAUGUUCAACCUGAACGAAGCGUUCGACAAGCUGCGCCGCAAAGUGCCCACCUUCGCGUACGAGAAACGAUUGUCGCGCAUCGAAACACUGCGCCUGGCGAUAACGUACAUUGGCUUCAUGUCGGAGCUGCUGGCCGGCACGCCCACCCACGACGGUCGUUCGCCCGAGCUGUACCCGGGUGUGCUGGCGACGACCGCCCAUCACGCCCCCCACCAUCACCAUCACCAGCAUCACCAUCAUCAUCACCAACAGCAGCAGCAGCAGCAACACAACAACCAUUCGGCGCAACAUCAGCAGUCGCAGCCGCCACAACAAUCGCACCACCAUGCGCACCUACAUCACCAGCAGCAACCGUCGCAGCCCCACCACAGCCUGCAUGGAUCGGCCACGGCACCGGCAGGCUCGGUGGCAGCUGGAGCAACUACGGCAGCGACACACCACAUGCAUCAUCCAUCGCUGCAACGAGCGGCGGUCGCGGCGGCUGCAGUGGCCGCUGCUGCUGCUGCUGCAGGCGGCACGGGCACCGUCAAUGGUACCGAAUACCAUCCUGCGUACGGCACCGGAGCCGUACCGCACCAUGUGGUUUGAGCACGUGGAGCGACCGUUGGGUCUGGCACUGGCGUGGCGUCAGUUGGAUAGCCGGGUUGUGGUUUGGGUGGAUUGACCCU